CAGAUUGUCAAAUAUCAAAUUGUCAUUCUGAACAUUUAAUCAUUUCGUGUUGUAAUUUCCAUACUUUUAAUCGUUAACUACCUGUAAUGCUUAUAAUUUUAUUCGAGUUCCUCGGGUUUAUAUUGCAAAUGCUAUGAUAUAGGUAAACUAAGAGCAUACAACGUAAAUUUAUAUAAGAUGGCAGAUCAAUUGUUAAUUCAUGACGACAUCAAGUUGUACACAACAUCUGAUAAGUUUUAUUUUGAACCAACAAUUAAUCCAACAGAAAUUUUGGUGAUCGAUAGAAUUACUGGAGAGACAGCUGUUAAAGAUAUAAAUGCAGUGAAGAUACCUAUACCUCCAAAUGCAUACAAACCAGUAUGUGGGUUCCUUGGUUCCAUUAAACUCAUAUCAGGAUUAUAUUUAGUCGUUGCUAAAUAUCGGAUAUUGGUAGGCAAAAUAAAUGGCCAAGAUAUAUAUGAACUGGCGGGCACAGAUAUUAUACCUUACUCACGGUCAACCAAUCAUUUGACCAAUAAACAGAUAGAAGAUAAUAAUACUUAUGAACGUAUGCUCAAGUUGGCGUUACAGACGCCUGGUAUAUAUUUCUCAUAUGGAUAUGAUUUGACGCACACAAUGCAGAGAUUGCAUUCGGUCCCUCCAGAUUUCCAUAAGAUGUCGCUGGCCAGCCGUGCGGACUCCCGCUUCCUUUGGAAUGGUCACCUCCUCAAAGACUACUCCCACCAACAGUUUGCGAGAUUUGCUUUGCCGAUCAUUCAGGGCUUUGUGGCAAUUAACCGCGUGACGGUGAAUGGUCAUCAGCUGUCGUGGUCGCUGGUGUCGCGGCGGAGCGUGGACAGAGCUGGUACGAGGCUGUUCAUGCGUGGAAUCGAUGCCCAGGGCAAUGUAGCAAAUUUCGUAGAAACCGAGCAAAUAGUUGAGCGUGGAGGGGAGAAGUCAUCCUUUGUCCAGACCCGAGGUUCCAUCCCUCUGUUCUGGACCCAGUACCCAAACCUCAAGUACAAGCCGGCGAUGGCGCUUUCGUCUGAGGAUCACGUCGCCGCUUACACCAGGCAUUUAAGAGAUCAGCUCCAGAAAUAUGGAAACCAAGUUCUGCUUAAUUUGAUCGACCAGCACGGCAAGGAGGAGUCGCUGGAGCGCGGCUACCGCGCGGCGGUGGCGGCGGCCGCGCUGCCGGCCGUGCGCUACGAGCCCUUCGACUUCCACGCCGAGUGCCGCGGCAUGCGCUACGACCGCCUCGCCGUGCUCAUGGACCGCGUCGCGCACGAGCAGACUGAAUUCGGUUACUUCCUAUCCCGAGGAGGUACGGUUCUACUUCGUCAAAGUGGCGUCUUCCGUACAAACUGCGUGGACUGCUUGGAUCGAACCAACGUUGUACAAAGUCUCCUAGCCAAGAGACAGCUCAGUGCUGUGCUAAGACUGCUGGCGGUGAUUACCGCUGACGAUCAAAACCCACAUUUGGAUGAAUUGUUUAACUCUGUAUGGGCGGAUCAUGCAGAUAUGAUAUCAACUCAAUAUUCAGGCACGGGAGCCCUGAAGACGGAUUUCACCAGAACGGGCAAGCGUACACGUCUCGGACUGCUGAGGGACGGGAUCAAUUCCCUCACCAGAUACUACAAGAAUAACUUCAGUGACGGUUUCCGACAGGAUUCGCUGGACUUGUUCCUUGGCAAGUAUGUCAUAGUCGAAGGCGAGGGCAACACGGCCCUUUGCCCUCUACGUCGCCAUAGAGACUGGAAAUACUUAACAUUCCCGUCGGUGCUGCUGGUGGCGGUGUCGAUGUUCUGCGCGAGUGCUGCACUGCCCACGCGUGGGAACACGGAGCUGCUGCUCUACCUCAUGUUCUGGGGAGCCGCCGUCGGGGCCACGUUGUCUUUCAUAUUCAAACACGGCGCGGAGUACGUGGACUGGCCGCGCCUGGACAGCGCGCUGGUCGCGUCGCGCGCGCCGCCUCCGCCCUCCUUAUGAUCCGAGACCUGCCGCUCGUAGUCGUCGUCUGACAGCCGACAGAGGAACUGGUACCUUCUUGACUUCUUUUGAUACAUUUCAGAUCUAUACUCGCAUCGAAUGUACUUACUUACGGCUCCUUUUAAAGUUUUUUGGAUGUGUUUGAUUGUAUAUUCGUAAAUUUUUUCAAACAAAAAUGCAAACACACCGAGGGUGGUGGGAGAUGAAGUCCGUGCCGUGUGACGUGUAUUAAAAAUAAAAAAGACAUUUUCUAAUAUGCAAUGCAAAUAAUUCCUUCUUUUUUGUUUUUGUCGACAAAAUUUACGGAUGGUACCAAAAAUUUUAAAUAUCUGAAUGAAUAAUAUUUGUCCUUAAAACUCAACUCCAUUGUUAAAACUCAAAUGCGAUUAUCAAAAACAUACUUCUUAAAGAAUUUCAGAUCUUGAAAGCUUCUAUGUACGACCAAUUGAUAAAUUGAAAAUAACUAAGCAAGUCUCUUAAAAUAUUAAAUAUUUUGUGAUAAUUAUAAAUUGAAUACGUUAUUAUAUUAUACAUUUAAAAACAAAUCGUUCCACAUUCAAAUUUGUCAACGAUUUUUAUUCUUCGAGUUAUUGUCACUGAUUUUAUUGUACACAGAUAGUGCUAUCUCUUUCAUGUGUGUGUGUGUUGAAAAGAGAUAGCAUAUACUCUAUUGAAGAGAUUGUGUACAAUAGAAUUGAAAUAUUGUAUGGUUUUGGAGGUAUUUUGAUAGUCCUCAUAAUUAAUGACAUUUAAUGUUUAAAUUGUUAAACU
Molecule: messenger RNA, 2739 nt
Organism: Vanessa tameamea
Lineage: Eukaryota; Metazoa; Arthropoda; Insecta; Lepidoptera; Nymphalidae
Gene: Sac1
Product: Sac1 phosphatase
Exons: 14
Coding region: 178-1968 (596 amino acids)
Biological process (GO): phosphatidylinositol dephosphorylation
Cellular component (GO): endoplasmic reticulum
Molecular function (GO): phosphatidylinositol-4-phosphate phosphatase activity
Source: RefSeq, a predicted model, not a curated record